This is a messenger RNA of Sphaeramia orbicularis (orbiculate cardinalfish), 2437 nucleotides long. RefSeq names its product cyclin C (gene ccnc). The coding region runs from base 122 to 973 and encodes 283 amino acids. Gene Ontology annotation, biological process: regulation of transcription by RNA polymerase II. The transcript is spliced from 12 exons. Gene Ontology annotation, molecular function: cyclin-dependent protein serine/threonine kinase regulator activity. The record is from RefSeq and is a predicted model, not a curated record. NCBI's taxonomy places the organism in Eukaryota, Metazoa, Chordata, Actinopteri, Kurtiformes, Apogonidae.
CCGGAACACUUUUCAUGUUACCCCAGUGUCUGCUUAGAAAACUACUUUGCCUUUCGUACCCACUUCUUUGUAGGAAAUAAAAUCAAUUUAAAGUGUAUUUCUCUACCUCAGCUUCUACGACAUGGCGGGAAACUUCUGGCAAAGUUCUCAUUAUCUGCAGUGGGUUCUGGAUAAACAGGACCUGAUGAAAGAGCGUCAGAAGGACCUGAAGUUUCUGACAGAAGAGGAGUACUGGAAGCUGCAGAUUUUCUUUGCCAAUGUCAUCCAGGCUUUAGGGGAACAUCUAAAACUGCGGCAGCAAGUCAUCGCAACUGCAACUGUUUACUUUAAACGCUUCUACGCCAGGUAUUCCUUGAAAAGUAUAGAUCCAGUUCUUAUGGCUCCUACCUGUGUUUUCCUGGCUUCUAAAGUUGAGGAAUUUGGAGUUGUGUCAAAUACUAGGCUGAUUUCUGCGGCAACAUCUGUGUUGAAAACAAGGUUUUCCUACGCCUUUCCAAAGGAGUUCCCUUACAGAAUGAAUCAUAUAUUAGAAUGUGAAUUCUACCUUCUAGAGUUGAUGGACUGCUGCCUGAUUGUGUACCACCCAUACAGACCACUGCUGCAGUAUGUGCAGGACAUGGGACAGGAGGACAUGCUGCUGCCCUUGGCCUGGCGAAUAGUGAACGACACUUACAGAACGGAUCUGUGUCUGCUCUAUCCUCCCUUCAUGAUUGCCCUAGCCUGUCUGCAUGUCGCCUGUGUGGUGCAACAGAAAGAUGCCAGGCAGUGGUUUGCAGAGCUCUCUGUAGAUAUGGACAAAAUCCUGGAGAUUAUCCGUGUCAUUCUGAAGCUCUACGACCAGUGGAAAAACUUUGAUGAUCGUAAGGAGAUAGCUGCAGUGUUAAACAAGAUGCCUAAGCCCAAACCUCCUCCUAACAGUGAGAGUGACCAGAGCUCCAACGGGAACCAAAGCAACUCCUACAGCCAGUCAUAGCGUGGACUCUGUGUUCUUCUGGAUCCAUCACAUUGAUGUAGACAGGGUGGAUCUGUCAAAAACAUACAGAACAACCCUGAACGAGUUCCCAUGUUCGUCUUUGACUGUCACAUGACCACCCAAAAGCAGAGAACCCAUGUCCUCACACUCAACCCCCCAUUCUCUGCUCGUUAUGGGUUUAAGAUAUCAGCCGCCAGAAGGCCACUCUACUCUGCUCCAGACUUGAAAAUGAACGAAAACUGAGGAACUUUUUUUUUGGACAGGGGUGGGAAUGUGGGGUGAAUUAGAGAUGUGAUGGUUCAGAAGUCUUGUGAUGAUCCUGACAUCCUUGAACAGCCCCGAGGAGCGAGAUUUUCACAUGGAGCUCCUUGGGUUUUGAGCAAACUUGAUCACAAAUAUGUAUGUAUGUGUGUCUUUUGUGUGAGUGUGACCAGUCUGGGUGGAUUUUUUUUAUUCCUCAGGGACUAUAGUAGUCUUCUGUACUGGUGUCUGUAGAACGGUUUGAUCCUGUGCUGUUGAGUGGACACCCCUGCCGUCUACUGGUAGAUCAUGAACUUUUCUCUUUGAGAAAUGAAUUGAAAUGAAUUAUGACUAUUUUACUGUUUUCUGAAUCAUGACAACUCCACCUCCUUCCUCCCAUUCCUGCUUCCCUUUUGUAAAUAGUCUUAUGAUUCUAUUCUUUUUUUGUUUUUUUUGCUCUAUCAUGUUUUUUGCUCAAUUAAGUAACUCCACUUGGAUGGAAAUUAUAGGCUGGUGAAAGUGCCCUUUCCCUUUAUUUUACCUGUCAUGGUUCUGUUUGCCUGCUGCAAAGCUCUUUUCAUUUAAUUGUAUUUCAUUUAUUCUGCUUUAGUUGUAGAAUAAUGUGUUGUGUAAAGUUUAUUUUCUUAUCCUUUUUUGUUUCUUAAUUUGUUAAUUAAAUGCUUGUCGGGGCUAAAGGCAAAUUAGAACUAUUUGUCAAAUUUUUGUUGUGCUUUCUUAUUUGUGCUCCCGCCAUUUAUUUAAUCAUCAAAUUGUGGCAAUAUGUGUGUGUGUCCAUGUGUAGAUGUCUAUAUUUUUGUCAUGUAAUGCAGUGAGAAGUGUGUGUGUGUGUGUGUGUGUGUGGAUCAAAACAAGGUGCUUCAAAGCCUUACAAAAUAAAAGCUGCUGGUGACAGAAAAUGCCCCCUCAUGUAAAACACAUCACAUCCCAUUCAGGUGAAAUGUUUCUGUUUUUAAAGCUUUUUUAAUUUAGAUUUUCUUGUCUCUAGAGGCUUACUGUGUUCUCUUUCGCAGCUGUUGGAAACACCACUUAUUAGAAAACAUUACCAUGUUUAAAGUCGGUCUCAUGUUGCUUUUGUCUUACUUUGUGGGAAGAGCAGACGUAACAGUGAAGCAGUUUUGUCGUUUUCUGCUUUUCCCUUCUGGCGUUUUUCCUCCACUUCAGCGGGCUCCCUCUGUUACAUGAUCAUUCUCUCAAGAGGGCAUA